UUAAGAAAACAUGUGAAAGACCAGAAAGUUGAAGCAAGAUCCAAACAGGAUGAACUAGAUGAGGUCAAAGAAACACAUAGUGAUCUAGAAGAGGAUUUGAAACUCUUAACCAGUCAGAAACAAGAGAUUUCAUUAGAAAUUACUGCCAUGCGAGACACAAUCAGAAAUCUUCAAGCCCAAUGUGAUGAAAACCUUAGAGAGAAGGAUCGUAGCGAAUUACAGUUAGAGGAUGUCAAGAGACAAAUUGCAGAUUUACAACAAAGAAAUCUAGAGGGCAGAGAGACAUUAUCUAGAGUUCGUGAGGGAGCUCUCAAUGAGGAAACACGAAUUACAGAGUUGCUUAGCUCGGCCAAUAGGGAUCUUUGCAGCAUUCAGUCCGAAACUGCUCUCCAUAAAGAUGAAUUGCAACGCACUAAUGCACAGCUUGAAAACACAAAGACUGAAUUAACUAGGCUUGAGAGAACUCAGGAGAAAUACAUUCAGCUAGAAUCCAGAGUCAAGGAUCUGGAACAAGAAAUAGUUGAGAGGACCACUGAAAAGAACCAGCUAUCCGAGGCCUUGAACAUGUCUUAUGUAGAG
Owenia fusiformis is the source of this 579-nucleotide messenger RNA. NCBI's taxonomy places the organism in Eukaryota, Metazoa, Annelida, Polychaeta, Sabellida, Oweniidae. The record is from the annotation of a GenBank genome assembly.